AGAGCCCCAGGGUAAAACUAACCCUGACGGGCGCUGGCCCACGGUUGUUCCCCUGCUAGGGCUCUGGACUCGCCCUUUCUCCUCGAAGGCCAACGAGUUGCCCCUGCGCGCCGAGGCCCCGCCCCGCGGCCCGCCGAUUGGCUCCAGCCGCCCCGGCGCCAAGACUCAAUUCCACCCCAAGCGCCCAGGCCACGCCCCCCUGUCAAGCGCCCUGGAAACUUCGUGAGUUUGGGUAUUGUUGUGUCCAAUAACCGGACUCAGAAGGGACUUCCCUGCUCGACUGGCUCUCAGUUUCUCUGCUCACCUCUGGAUAAAUUACGGGGUCUCCCGCGCCGCGCAUGGCGCCUCCCGUCCUUCUCGAGCGUCCCUUUCCUUCCCGGAGCUUUCCUGGGUUGCUUCUGGCGGCCCUGGUGUUGCGGCUGUCCUCCUUCUCCGGAAAAACAUGUCCAUAUAUAGGGGAUCCUUUGCAUGGCCAAGCAGUCCUUGCAAAUGGUACUUAUGAGCUUGGUUAUCAAAUACACUUUAUUUGUAAAGAAGGUUAUUACUUAAGUGGUAAAGAAAUUCUAUAUUGUGAACUUAAAGGAUCAGUAGCAGUUUGGAGCAGUAAGUCCCCAAAAUGUGAAAAGGUUUUGUGUACACCACCUCCAAAAAUAAAAAAUGGAAAACACACCUUUAGUGAAGUAGAAGUGUUUGAGUAUCUUGAUGCAGUAACUUACAGUUGUGAUCCUGCACCUGGACCAGAUCCAUUUUCACUUAUUGGAGAGAGCACGAUUUAUUGUGGUAACAAUUCAGUAUGGAAUCCUGGUGCUCCAGAGUGUAAAAUGGUCAAAUAUUGAUUUCCAGUAGUCAAAACUGGAAAACAGACAUUAGUAUGUGGGAAAAAAAAUUACUACAAAGCAACAGUUACGUUUGAAUGCGAAGGGUUUUACCUCAAUGGCAGCGAAACAGUUGUCUCUGAGAGUAACAGUACUUGGGAUCCCCCAGUUCCAAAGUGUCUUAAAGAUACAAAGGUGAUCUUUUUCCGUCUUGGUUUGUUGUUGUUGUUGCUGUUCAUUUUAGACUUUAUUUCUUUAAUAUUAACUAUCAGUCAUACAGAAUAACUGAAAAGAAACAAUUUUAGCAUUUAACUCU
This is a messenger RNA of Piliocolobus tephrosceles (Ugandan red Colobus), 1131 nucleotides long. RefSeq names its product membrane cofactor protein-like. The record is from RefSeq and is a predicted model, not a curated record. NCBI's taxonomy places the organism in Eukaryota, Metazoa, Chordata, Mammalia, Primates, Cercopithecidae.